Callithrix jacchus (white-tufted-ear marmoset) is the source of this 3446-nucleotide messenger RNA. Lineage: Eukaryota; Metazoa; Chordata; Mammalia; Primates; Cebidae. The record is from RefSeq and is a predicted model, not a curated record.
CACCUCAGCCUCCCAAAGUGCUGGGAUUACAGGCGUGAGCCACCGCGCCCGGCCUUAUUACAUCUUUUUCAAAAGAAUAAUUGUGAUUUUUUUUUGUUUGUUUUUUGAGAUGUGGUUUCACUCUUGUUGCCCAGGCUGUAGUGCAAUGGUGCAAUCUCAGCUCACUGCAACCUCUGCCUCCCAUGGUUCGAGUGAUUCUCCUGCCUCAGCCUCCCAAGUAGCUGGGAUUACAGGCAUGUACCACCACGCCUGGCUAAUUUUGUAUUUUUAGUAGAGAUGGGGUUUCUCUAUGUCAGUCAGGCCAUCUCGAAUUCCUGACCUCAGGUGAUCCAUCUGCCUAGGCCUCCCAAAGUGCUGGGAUUAUAGGCAGGAGCCACAGCGCCCAGCCUGUGGUGGAUUUUAAUUAAGGAUACUUAACAAUGAGGUUGUUAAAAACAGAGAAAACUGAAGCCAUGAAGUGAGGCUGUCUUACCUACUGUGAUUGGGAGCUGAAAUAUCUCGAGUCUCCUGGUUUCCUAAGAAUAAUGGGUCACAUAAUUUUAAUUAUUUGAUUUCAUUAUUUGAUUAAGAAAAAAGUACAAUAAAUGUAUUUUUUUUUUUUUAAGUUUAAGCAUUUAAAAAAACGAAUGCAGGCCUGGCAUGGUGGGUCAUACCUGUAAUCCUAGCACUUUGAGAAGCCGAGAUGGGAGGAUUGCUUGAGACCAGCUUGGUCAACAUAGUGAGACCUUCUCCCCGUCUCUUUUAUUUUUGAGAUGGAGUGUUGCUCUGUCACCCAGGCUGGAGUGCAGUGGCAGUCUAGGCUCACUGCAACCUCUGCCUCAGCCUCCCGAGUAGGUGGGAUUACAGGCGCCCACCACCAUACCUGGCUAAUUUUUUUGUAUUUUUAGUAGAGACAGAGUUUUACCAUCUUGGCCAGGCUGGUCUUAAACUCCUGACCUCAUGAUCCACCUGCCUCAGCCUCCCAAAGUUUUGGGAUUAUAGGUGUGAGCCACCGUAUCUGGCCUUAUUUUUUGGAAAACAAAACAAAACAAUAGAACAUACUAAUUCGUAUAAUUGUGGACAAUAUAUAACUCAGAGAGGUGUAAAUAAGAAAAAGUCUCCUGUGUUUUCACCAUAGUUAAGAUUUUGAUUCAAAAAGAAGUAAUAAAAGCUAAAACAAAAAGAUUUUGAUUAAACCAGAGGGGGAAAUAAAAAUAUUUUGAUGUACUUCUCUGUGAUAUAGCAAAAUAUGUUUUGAUCUUCAGCUCCAUUUCCUAGCAUAUAACUCCUAAACUACUUAGACCAAAGUAAUGUCUUUUUGUAUGCUGCUAAAUUGACUGGUGGCUGGCAGCCCCCAGAGAGCUUCAGGAUGGGGGCUGGUCACUGGAAAGACCAAGUCAGGAUUAGAGGGUUGAGACUUUGAGCCCCACCCCCAACCUCCGGGGAGGGGAGAAGGGGGAGGGUGAGGUUAAGCUGAUCACCAAUGGCCAGUGGCUUAAUCACUCGUGCCUAUGUAAUGAAGCCUCCAUAAAAACCCAAGAGGCUGGGGUUUAGGGAGCUUUCGGAUAACUGGACACGUGGAGGUUACUGGAGGGUACUUCUCCCUUGGAGGACAAGGAAUGCCUGUGAUCCUUACUCCAUGCCUGGCUCUGCACACCUCUUCAGCUGUAUCCUUUUAAUAGCUUUUCUAAUACAUCAGUUAAGAGGGUCUGCAUAUCUACUCUGAGGACAGCAUAGACGUGUCUCACACAGUAUGUGGAGCAGUAGAAACUGAGGCUACAGUAAAUACAGGUGUGCAGGAGCCAUUUGUCAUGGAAGCCAGGGAGCCUGGGAGGCCCACACCCACCUACCAUCUUGUCCCUAACACCAGCCAAUCCCAGGUGGAAGAAGAUGUCAGCUUGCCACCUCAAAGGUCCUCGGAAACUAUGCAGCUGAAGAAGGAGAUCUCCCUGCUGAAUGGGGUUAGCCUGGUGGUGGGCAACAUGAUCGGCUCAGGGAUCUUUGUCUCACCCAAGGGUGUGCUGGUAUACAGUGCCUCCUAUGGGAUGUCACUGAUUGUGUGGACCAUUGGUGGGCUCUUCUCUGUUGUGGGUGCCCUUUGUUAUGCAGAGCUGGGGACCACCAUCACCAAGUCGGGAGCCAGCUACGCUUAUAUUCUAGAGGCCUUUGGGGGCUUCAUUGCCUUCAUCCGCCUGUGGGUUUCACUGCUAGUUGUUGAGCCCACCGCUCAGGCCAUCAUCGCCAUCACCUUCGCCAACUACAUCGUCCAGCCGUCCUUCCCCACCUGUGAUCCCCCAUACCUGGCCUGCCGUCUCCUCGCUGCUGCUUGCAUAUGUCUGCUGACAUUUGUGAACUGUGCCUAUGUCAAGUGGGGCACACGUGUGCAGGAUGCGUUCACUUACGCCAAGGUCCUAGCGCUCAUUGCCAUCAUUGUCAUGGGCCUUGUUAAACUGUGCCAGGGACACUCUGAGCACUUUCAGGAUGCCUUUGAGGGUUCCUCCUGGGACAUGGGAAACCUCUCUCUUGCCCUCUACUCUGCCCUCUUCUCUUACUCAGGUUGGGACACCCUUAAUUUUGUAACAGAAGAAAUCAAAAACCCAGAAAGAAAUUUGCCCUUGGCCAUUGGGAUAUCUAUGCCAAUUGUGACGCUCAUCUACAUCCUGACCAAUGUGGCCUAUUACACAGUGCUGAACAUUUCAGAUGUCCUUAGCAGUGAUGCCGUGGCUGUGACAUUUGCUGACCAGACAUUUGGCAUGUUCAGCUGGAUCAUCCCCAUUGCUGUUGCCCUAUCCUGUUUUGGGGGCCUCAAUGCAUCGAUCUUUGCUUCAUCAAGGUUGUUCUUCGUGGGCUCCCGUGAGGGCCACCUCCCGGACCUUCUGUCCAUGAUCCACAUUGAACGUUUUACACCUAUCCCUGCUUUAUUGUUCAAUUGUACCAUGACACUCAUCUACCUCAUCGUGGAGGAUGUUUUCCAGCUCAUCAACUACUUCAGCUUCAGCUACUGGUUCUUCGUGGGCCUGUCUGUUGUUGGACAGCUGUACCUUCGCUGGAAGGAGCCUGAGCGGCCCCGGCCUCUCAAGCUGAGCCUGUUUUUCCCCAUCGUGUUCUGCAUAUGCUCCGUAUUUCUGGUGAUAGUGCCCCUCUUCAGUGACACCAUUAAUUCCCUCAUCGGCAUUGGGAUUGCCCUUUCAGGAGUCCCUUUCUACUUCCUGGGUGUUUACCUGCCAGAGUCCCGGAGGCCACUGUUUAUUCGGAAUGUCCUGGCUGCUAUCACCAGAAGCACCCAGCAGCUUUGCUUUUGUGUCCUGACUGAGCUUGAUGUAGCUGAAGAGGAAAAGGCUGAGAGGAAAACUGACUAGAGGUCAGAGGUAGCUCUCUGAGGGCCACCUAUGGCCACAGCCACCAAAAUCCUGAAUACAAGACUCUGUGGGCUCAACUCUCCUGAAUUAAAGGAGCCUUUUGACCCA